Molecule: messenger RNA, 1689 nt
Organism: Diplodia corticola
Lineage: Eukaryota; Fungi; Ascomycota; Dothideomycetes; Botryosphaeriales; Botryosphaeriaceae
Exons: 3
Coding region: 1-1689 (562 amino acids)
Source: RefSeq, a predicted model, not a curated record
AUGUCUCUCCCUUAUACAAACGAUUCCUACGACGAACCCUUCAGGUACUGCGGCGUCACGAGAGCCUGUGGGACCGACAACCCUUAUGACGUCGACAUCGCUGGUAUCGGAGUCCUUGUUUCGUUCAUUGCCACGGCAGCCUUCUCCCUGUUGGCCAUUAUCCUUGGCUACCUCUGCGAAUGCCUGCCCGGCACCGAGACAAACCAUGUCGACCAGGCCGUCACCGUGACCGUAACCACGUUCGUGAAAUUCUGUUUCAGCCCCAGUCUCUCCCGGAUCAAGAAACUGCGUGCCCGUCUGUCCUCGGCACACCUGCAUCACACGCAAUUCCAAGAAGAGUUGGUCAAACAAUGGUCAACCGCCUUGGAGCGUUUCAUUCUUGCCAUGAGCGAUCAGCAGCUCGUCACCGGCAUCGCCAUCAUGGUCACCAUCUACACCAAGUCGUGCGAUAUCUCCAUUUACUCUUUCCAGAUGGCCGGCGCCCUCGCCUGGUUCUCAUCCACCACCCACCUGGCUACACUUACCAUUCUGACCAAGCACUUUGAUACCCACCGCAUCGCCCGGAACUUCCGAGCCGUCAUGAUGGUCGCCAUGAUGUUCAUGCUGGCUGUCGCCCAGAUCAUAAGCAAUUCGGAAAGCGUGCAGCACUCGUCUACGGACAUCUAUUUCGGCUGCGCGCUGAGGAAAUCUUUCAAGCUUUCUCCCAUCGACGGAUACGAAAUCGCCAACUUGUGCCUCAUCAUCGCCUGGCUUAUUCUGUCCUAUGCAAGCAGGAUGAUAUCCCUGUAUUCGGCGAACGUCAAGUCGUCGUACAGCUGGCCCACCCGACAGAUAGCCUUCGUUCUCGGUCUGGAGAUACAAGAACCCACGGCCGAGGACGACUCGUUGGAGAAACUCGACAAAGUCAUGCAAGCCGUGGACGAUCGUCUUCGCAACGGGCCCCUCGGGCGAUGGUCACUCUUGCGCCACGUCUGUGUCUGGAUCGCACGCUUCUUCUCCCUCGCCGGCGCAAUCGAGAGAGCGUUCGCAAGUUCCUUCCUGUGGCAUCUCAUUUGGCUCCUGUUCGGAGCGACGUUUGGUAUCGGCCAGGUGAUUUCCAUCCGCAAAGACUACACCGUCCCGUACCGCAAAGACCAGGAGACGGAGACUCUCAACAAAUGGGGCUUCGGGCAGAUCCUGCCCCUCGUUCUUCUGGCUCUGCCCGCUCUGAUGGGCUUGGAAGCAUAUUUUGAGACGAAAGAAAAGAUCGAACGUCACCGCAAGAGCCAGCGCUCCUCGGCAAUGUCUAGCUCUCACAAAGGGAGCCGCGGCGAGACGGAAAUGGUAGCGACACGCUCGCCAACGACGACGAUGACGACAGACUUCUCGGCGGAAUCAACGCCGUUGCCAUUGCCCCAUCGCCCCACAACUGCGUCGGGCAUCGCCGCGCCCGGAAGCGUCUACGACCUGCCGCUGGCGCGCUGCAUGCUGGUCUUCUACAUUGCCAUGUGGCUCGUCUUGUCGCAGCUGGUCGCCGUCAGCGCCGCUACCAACUUUGCCAACUUAGGCUUGAUGAUCCCGCUCGUCGUGGUGCUGGUUAUUUUUUACUUGUGGAGCGUCGUGGCGUUUGAAGGGCCGCAGCUGCUUCAUGCUGUGGACAGGAAGAGGAAGGAGCGGAAGGCAAGGUAUCUGCGGGAUGUGGCAGGGUGA